CUCAAUCAAAAUCAAUACGCAGAGAUUCAACCACAACAAAUACCCAUCCAUAUUUCUCCAUUUCCUAGGGGUUUGACUGUUUGAGUUCCCAAGUUGCAAUCAUUCAGCAGCAGGUAGCAUAUCAUCCCCAAAACUACUGUUAGUCGUAUUAAUUGAACACCCCGCCCGCAAUCACACGCCUCUACGAUUGCCACAGACAGAGACUGAGAGAGGCCGAUUCCCUUCCCCGUUAUUCUUCUUCUUCUUCCUCCUCCCCUCCUACAUCUGUCUUCCAACAGCUCCAUUUAUCUGCGAAUGGGUUCUUUAGAAAGGUCCAAGAAGAAAGUGCAGCUGUGGAAGAAAGCCGCCGUCCAUUUCGCACUCUGCUUCGUCAUGGGCUUCUUCACCGGGUUUGCCCCCACGGGCAAGGCCCCAGGGUUCUCCUCUCGCUCAGUCAUUUCAUCGAACACCUCAUCGGCAGCAACCCUCCACUCCCCACCCCAACUGCAUUCAAGUCGAAACCUCAUCUCACAACAACAACAACAACAACCACAACCACAACCACAACCGAGGUCAAGCUCCGGUAUCCAAGACCCGUCAUCACCCGAUUUGAAAACAGAGGAGGAGGAGGAGGUGGUCACGGGGACAGCAGACCUGGGUUCCAAACUGAAACUCACCCCCAGAAGGCUAAUAAUCAUAAUCACGCCCACCAACGCUAGGGAUACGCACCAAGGGGUGCAUCUCCGGCGCCUGGCGAACACGCUGAGACUGGUUCCGUCGCCGCUGCUGUGGGUGGUGGUGGAGCCGUCGGCGGGGAAGAAGACGGAGCUCUCGGAGAUGCUAAGGUCGACGGGUAUGAUGUACAGGCAUCUGGAGUACAGGGAGAAUUUCACGGCGGCGGAGGCGGAGUUGGAGCACCAGCGGAAUUUGGCGUUGAAGCAUCUGGAGCGCCACCGGCUGAGCGGGAUCGUGCAUUUCGCCGGGAUUCACAGUGUCUAUGACCUAGACUUCUUCGACCACCUCCGGGAAACUGAGAGGCUUGGAGCCGUGCUAAGUUGGUGUGCAAUCCCAUAGAUGUCCCAGAUGGCGAUAUGAUCAGCUCUAUAAGCAGGUGGCCCACGGUUACUCCCGCUGAUAUUGAGGGGUAAAUUCGCUUUUGCUUUUUACACUCCAUUUGUUGGCUAGUGUGGCUGGAACGAAAUCAGAGAAUUUUCAGAGACGCCCAGACGAAUGCUCGAGGGACAUUGAGAAAGGCUUUUCGGAAUGCAGCAGAGUGGAUCAUCGUUCAUGGCAAUAUUGACAAAGAGGAAGGUAUAAGGUGGCUGAAAAAUCGGAUUGGUAUGAUCUGAUGAGUUUGAGGAGCGUUGGGAGUCUGCUUUGCAGCGCUUCUGUUUUGAUGAGGCGAUUGUGUGUCAGCUGCUCUGGUUCAGUUGGGGAGCUGCUUCUCCUCGGGUUUCCUUUUGCUGCUCGCCUCUCCCUGGGCUGCCUGCUCUUCCCGUUUGGCUUGUUGGAUUGGUUGCAGCCCUUUCGCAGUCAUCAUUUUGUGUCGUGAAUUGUGAUUUUGUGUGUCUGUUUCAAGGUUUGCUUCAGGAGCGCCCUGGCCCGCUUAGUUGCUUUAGGUGGUGGUCGUGUGAUGGUCUGGUUUUAUUGCAGCUCUGUUAUUUGACCCCUGCAGCGCCUUGGUCUGCUUUGUUGUUUUUUGUUGGCUUUUUUGCCAUUGUCGAACUUGGGCUUUGGUUCAUCUCUCUUGAACCUUUGCCCCUCUUUGUUUCCUUUUUUGUGCAAUAGAGUUUAAUCACCAGUAUAAAAAAAACUAAUUACAUGUCAAUUUCAAAAGUAAAAAAAUUAAAAUAUUGAUCCCUCAUUCUCCACUGCCGCCGUCGACCACACUCCAGAUCACAUCUUCCUCUUGGCCCCAUCCCCCAUCCUUCCGACGCCGCCGAGAGCUUCCCCUGUUUUAAAUUUAUCGGCGGAUCUCGCCGCUAGACUCUGCCGACAAGUUAUAUCUCUCUCAUUCAAUUUGUUAUGAAGACCUCAAAGAAGCAUGAUUUCGACGUAGAGAAAGGGGAUUUGGUCAAUGAACAACUCUUGGACUCUUUAAUAUCACAUAUCUCCCAAAGAGAUUUCGUUAACAAAUUUGGGCAGGAUUCAUGAUUUAUUGAUUUUUUGUGGUGAAAUAACAAAGUGUAUUUAGGAUUGGUUGUUGAGACGUUGAAUAGAGAGAAAAAGCGCAUGCUGGAGUCUGGGCUCGAGGGAAGAAAAGCAGGGGUAGUCGGAAAAGUUUUCUCUCUCCUGCUUGAGGGAAGAAAACCAGUGAUGCCAAAUCUGUUGCUGUCGGUGAGAGGAAGAAGAUUGCUGAUCCGGAUCAAUUUCUAGAAAAACAUAGCACAUAGUCAUUUCCAUGUUCUGUCUGGGCGAUUUUCCUGCCGAAUAGAUAUGGACGGAGAAGCACCGGUCAUCGGAUGGAAGAGGGACCAGGGCUUGAAACUGGUUAUGGAUGGGUUUUGGGCUUGAAACCCAAAAAUGCAGAGGAUGUAGCUUCGAGAUGAAGCGUACAAAUAGAACCCACUCCAGCAACGAUGGAGAGCGGCCGCGGCGGCCGGAAGCACAAAACCAAGCAGCAAGUACAAAAAGUUCUAACUUGGGUACUGGUGGCAAAAUCGAAGCUAGGAAUUUGGGGUUUUUUAUUUACUUGGAUAGAAUCUCGGAUUUGAGGUGACGAAGAGGCUGGAUUCCGGCGACGGGGAAUGGAAGGACUGGAAUGGCUAGCGGAAGGGAUGUGAUCGUAUAUGGUCCAUAUAAUAUGGAGCUUUCUUCGUGUCGCCGACUAAGAGAUGAACUAUAAAUUUUUUUUAAUGUUUAAUUUUUUUAAAUUGACAUAUCAUUACGUUAACGGUCUAGUCAGUAGUCUCGUUUGCCAUAUAGUAGAAAAAUUGAAGGAGUUAACGGAGUGUGACGGAGACUAACGGUCGGUGACUAAUAGUGAAAUGAUUUUUAAAGUUAGUGACGAAUAAGAAAGAAAAGUAAUUCGG
Linum trigynum is the source of this 3011-nucleotide messenger RNA. The record is from the annotation of a GenBank genome assembly. NCBI's taxonomy places the organism in Eukaryota, Viridiplantae, Streptophyta, Magnoliopsida, Malpighiales, Linaceae.